Messenger RNA from Boleophthalmus pectinirostris (great blue-spotted mudskipper), 1326 nucleotides. It is a transcript of the gene hsd17b3, whose product is annotated as hydroxysteroid (17-beta) dehydrogenase 3. Gene Ontology annotation, cellular component: endoplasmic reticulum. The coding region runs from base 25 to 960 and encodes 311 amino acids. Lineage: Eukaryota; Metazoa; Chordata; Actinopteri; Gobiiformes; Gobiidae. Gene Ontology annotation, molecular function: testosterone dehydrogenase (NADP+) activity. The transcript has 11 exons. The record is from RefSeq and is a predicted model, not a curated record.
UGCUCCUAGCUCCCAGUUUGCAGUAUGGACUUCUGGGAAUUCUCAUGCAUAUCUCUGGGCGCUGCAGUGGUCCUGUACUAUGGAGUAAAACUAAUACUUUUCAGCAGGAUCCUUUUUCCUAAAUUAUUUUUUCCUCUGCCAAAGUCUUUUUUCACCUCAAUGGGAGAGUGGGCAGUUGUGACUGGUGCCUCAGAGGGGAUAGGCAGGGCAUAUGCAUUUGCUUUGGCAGAGCGAGGGAUGAAUGUGGUGAUCAUAAGCAGAACCAAAGAGAAACUGGACAUAGUGGCAAAGGAGAUUGCUAAAACCACUGGCCGGAAAGUCAAAGUUCUCGUGGCCGACUUUACCAAAGCUGAUGCUGUUAAUUGCAUUGAGGAUGAACUAAAGGACAUGAACAUUGGAGUUUUGGUGAAUAAUGUGGCUAUAUUGACAAAUCCAGCACCAACGAAGUUCUUGGCAUCUAAAAAUCUUUACCAGGACAUUUUCAAUACGAUUACUUGUAAUGUGAAGACUAUGGCUAAGAUGUGCAAAGUAAUUUUACCUGGAAUGGUGGACCGGGGAAAAGGAGUUAUAAUCAACAUCUCAUCAGGCGUGACUUGUGUCCCUCUUCCUCUCUAUGUCUUGUAUUCAGGAACUAAGAUCUUUGUUGAAAGGUUUUCUCAAGCUCUUCAAAUCGAAUACAAAGACAAAGGAAUCAUUAUACAGGUUGUUGCUCCGUUCAGCGUCUCCACACGAAUGAGUUACUAUCAGAAGACCAACUGUUUUGUCCUGAGUCCUGAGGGCUUUGUGAACACAUCUCUGCAGUACCUCCGAGCUGGAGAGAGAAUAAAUGGAACCAUUCUCCACACACUGGUGGACUGGUUCAUGCGGAUUGUUCCUCACAACAUGCUCACUAGUGAUUCCAUGCAAACAAAUCUCGAAGAAUACGUAAACAAAUUUGUUCAAACACAAAAUUUACAAUAAAAACAUUCUAUGUAAUUUUUUUUUUUUUUUUUUUGCAAUUUAUUGUGCCUUAUGUAUUUUAUCCUCUUAAUUUGUUUAGUUUGUACUUUCUCAAUGUGACUACUAUGAUAGAAAUAAACAUGCUUUUGUACAGGAUCUGUUUUGGCACAUAGGAUAACAUUAAAAGUGCACAUAGACUAGACUGCUAAUUUCAUUUAAAAAAAACAUUGUGUAAGCUUUACUACUUUUGCGAUUUUUGUUAAGUUUAUCAUUUUACAAUUUUACUUCCUGACAUGAGCCGCAGAUAUGACAUGCGUAAACUUAAUUCUGUAACUGUUACCUAGCAACCAUAAUGUUAACAAGGGCAAAUUGACAAAUAAAAAUGAA